CCUCAUACACUGAAGGAGAAAGGCAGCGGGAGGCGGCCGCCGAGAUUCCCCCAUCUCUUUGAAUAUAAUUUUAGAUUGAGAUUCAGAUUAAAUCCGAGGGGAAAACACUUUAUGAGGCUGAAAGCUGUGUCGUUGCCAGAGCCAGGGUUAUGAGCUAUCAAAUGCAAUUACAUUAAGACAGAUUAUACUGGGCAAAUUGAGCCAUUUAGAAGGCGUGCCGAUGCUCUCCGUCCAGCCCAAAGGGAAGCAGAAGGGCUGUGCAGGCUGUAACCGCAAGAUCAAGGACCGCUACCUGCUGAAGGCGCUGGACAAGUACUGGCACGAGGACUGCCUCAAGUGCGCCUGCUGUGACUGCCGCCUGGGCGAGGUGGGCUCCACCCUCUACACCAAGGCCAACCUCAUCCUGUGCCGGCGUGACUACCUGAGGCUCUUUGGCACCACUGGAAACUGUGCUGCCUGCAGCAAGCUGAUCCCAGCCUUCGAGAUGGUGAUGCGGGCCCGGGACAAUGUGUAUCACCUCGACUGCUUUGCCUGCCAGCUCUGCAACCAGAGAUUUUGCGUGGGAGACAAAUUCUUCCUGAAGAACAACAUGAUCUUGUGUCAGAUGGACUAUGAGGAGGGGCAGCUCAAUGGCACCUUUGAAACCCAGGUUCAGUAACGCCCGGUGCCCGGCCACCAGGCCCAUCCGUCCUUCUGCCCGCCUGCCCACUCUCCUGGCAGGCCAGCCAGCCACUCUGCCGCCACGGGCUGGCCAGCUGCUGUCCUGCCGAAUCAGAACUUCUCCAUCCUGGAUGGGAGGGCGGCCCCUCCUCUACUGCUGCCGCCCCUCUGUGUGUGACCCCUCCUGGGGCCGGGCUGGGCCUGUACAGUCUGUCUUCUGUAUAUAAAUGGGAACAUUUAUUUUAUGAGAAAUGUAAUGCGAUUUUAUUACUGGCGUGGAUUAAACUUAUGAAUGUUU
Molecule: messenger RNA, 958 nt
Organism: Fukomys damarensis (Damara mole-rat)
Lineage: Eukaryota; Metazoa; Chordata; Mammalia; Rodentia; Bathyergidae
Gene: Lmo1
Product: LIM domain only 1
Exons: 4
Coding region: 221-658 (145 amino acids)
Biological process (GO): positive regulation of transcription by RNA polymerase II
Cellular component (GO): nucleus
Molecular function (GO): transcription coactivator activity; DNA-binding transcription factor binding
Source: RefSeq, a predicted model, not a curated record